GCAUCAUCGGAGCCCCUCUGCAGCUGGACCGACACAUCUGGACCGGAACCGGCCUGGGACCAGCUCAGCUCCUGGAGGUGGGGGCGGGGGGAGCGCACAGGUGAGGCGUCACGUGACCAGACCUUCGGAGCUUCACGCGGCGCGCGCAGGUGUGUCUCAGCAUCCCCUUCGAAGCGCGUGCGGGGCUCCUCGGGGCCAGCAUGGCGGAGGAGACCCGGGUCAUCUACCACCUGGAGGACCAGGAGACCCCCUACCUGAUCCGGAUCGGCGUGCCCGCGCAGCGCGUCACCCUGGCCGACUUCAAGCAGGUGCUGAACAGACCUCACGCCAAAUUCUUCUUCAAGUCCGUGGAUGAUGACUUCGGGGUGGUGAAAGAAGAGAUCAGUGAUGAUGAAGCUCGGCUGCCUUGUGUCAACGGACGGGUCGUCUGUUGGGUGGUGUCUUCAGACGCCUGUCCUCCGGACUUCAGGGGGUCGGACACUCCCUCUGUGGCCACGCCCUCCAGCUUGGCUCCGCCCCCCAUCGAGAGGACCGGCGGCAUCGGCGACUCCAGACCGCCGUCCUUCCACGCUGCGGCCGUCUCCCACGAUGACCUGCAGGGGUCAGAGGUCAAAUCGCCCGCUCCAUCUUCAGAGAAGCAGCGGCGGAGAGGAGGCCACUUGAACGGACACGUCCACCAGGCGGCCGACCACAAGGGGGCGGGGCCAGCCGGCGGCGGCGACAGCUCGUCCAAUCAGCAGAGCAGCGAGUUAGAGACGACCAGCUUUUGCUCGUCUGAGGAAGACUCUGGAGGAAGGUUCAGCCAAUCAACAGGCCAGAGCAGCUCCUCGCCGAGACUCAUCAGGCGACAGCGGCGCCGCCACCGAAAACCAAAAACUCCACGGAUGGAAAAGUCGGCGUCUUUCAGCAGCGUCACUGACUCCACCAUGUCGCUCAACAUCAUCACUGUAACCCUCAACAUGGAGAGGUAUAACUUUCUGGGCAUCAGCAUCGUUGGUCAGAGUAACGACAGAGGAGACGGAGGGAUUUACAUCGGCUCCAUCAUGAAGGGAGGAGCAGUUGCAGCAGAUGGCCGCAUAGAGCCUGGAGACAUGCUGCUGCAGGUGAACGAUAUCAACUUCGAGAACAUGAGUAAUGACGACGCAGUCCGGGUUCUGAGAGAGAUCGUCCACCAGCCGGGUUCGGUGACAUUAACUGUGGCAAAGUGUUGGGAUCCAAACCCACGAAGUUGCUUCACGCUGCCCAGAAGUGAACCGGUCCGCCCCAUCGACCCGGCUGCCUGGGUGUCUCACACGGCCGCCAUGACCGGGAAACUCCCCCCACACUACAGUACGUCUCAACUCUGCACCUCUCUUCUGUUGUUAACCUCCCAUCUCAUUUUAACUUCCUGCUGUUCUCCAGGCGUGCAUGAAGAAAACCACCUCAACAUCCACAGUGACAUGACGGUGGUCGUCAAGGCGAUGGCCAAUCCAGAGUCAGGGCUGGAGGUUCGAGACAGGAUGUGGCUGAAGAUCACCAUCCCCAACGCUUUCAUUGGUUCGGACGUGGUGGACUGGCUCCACCGUAACAUAGAAGGUUUUACCGACCGGCGCGAAGCUCGUAAAUACGCCGGAAACCUGCUGAAAGCCGGAUUCAUCCGACACACCGUCAACAAGGUCACCUUCUCAGAGCAGUGCUACUACGUGUUCGGAGACCUGUGUGGAGAUCUGGCUGCCAUGUCUCUGCUCGACCACGAAGACGGAUCCUCUCGCGAAGUAGGAGGAGGAACUGACUGCGACCCCCCAGCCUUCCCCUACCAGUACCCCGUCCCUCACCCCUACAGCUCGCCCCACCCGCUGCAGCAGCUGCCGGCCUGUGGGGCAGGAGGAGGCAGGAGUCAUCACAGCGAAGGAAGUCGCAGUAGCCAAUCGGACUUCAGCGAUGAUCAGGAGGGAAAAGGAGGAAUGCAGCAGGAAUCUUCCAACCAGGAAGCGAACGCUCAGCACAAGAUGGCCGACUGUCUGAGUGAUGGCAGCGCUCAGGAACCGCCCACCUCCUUCUCCGGUUCCCAUGGCAACAAAGACAUGCCAACACCGUCUCGAGGUCAGCACCGCGACUUUUCAUCGAUCCAGCCUGAAAUUUCUCGACAGUCCUUCCGCCUGGCCAUGGGAAACCCCAGCGACCUCUUUGUAGAUGUCAUGUGAUCCGGUGACGAUGAUGUCAUAUCCUGGCAGGUGACCUGGAGACAAGAUUAAAAUGUGACUUUUUUUAACUAAAGCUGAAACAAACUGAAAAAGAUUGAGGCACAUAGAGUCACUGUGAAGACCUGGACCUGAUGAAGGCCUGGAUCAGACCAGAACGAGACCAGGCUCUGGUAAAACCUGAAACUAGACAGGACCAUCCUGAACCCGACCGAGAACCAAACCUGAGAACUAAACCUGAGAACUAAACCUGAGAACUAAACCUGAGAACUAAACCCGACUCAGGACUAAACCUCAGAACUAAACCUGAGAACUAAACCCGACCGAGAACUAAACCUGAGAACUAAACCCGACUGAGAACCAAACCUGAGAACUAAACCCGACCGAGAACUAAACCUGAGAACUAAACCCGAUUGAGAACUAAACCUGAGAACUAAACCUGAGAACUAAACCCGAUUCAGGACUAAACCAGAUUUACAUGGACCUGACUUGGACCUGGACCUGGCUCGGACCUGGACUCUGAACUAACCAAAUCAAAGCAUGUGCUGCUUUUCUCUCUGAGAGACGUUCUGACUCAGCAGAGUCUCUCCUGCAUCCUGGGAUGGUUGUAAAUUAUUCCUGACGUUCCUGUUUGUAAAUCACCUGCUGUCACGCUGCCUGUAACUGAGCUCAUUAUUGUUUCUAUUUAUUCAUUAUUUAUUUAUUUAACAUGUUUAUUUAUGAACAGUUUGUUCCAAACAUUUACUGCAGAAAGCGACGUGUGGAUUAUUUAUGAGUCCUUGUUGUCGUCUCCUCAUGACUAAAGACGUCCAUGUUUGUCUAACUGGAGAACGCCAGAGAAGCAGAGCUGUAGCUUUUCCUCUACAUUCCAAAACCAAUGAAACGGGUCAAGGAAAAUUAUUUUACAUAAAGGUUAAAUACGGUACCAAAUCACAGACUGAAGGCUCUUAGACAUUUGGGUUUUGUGAAGAACAAAGACCAUGAUCUGUUUAGUGAAAACAGUUGUAUAAAAUGUGUUCACUGUGUUAUAUGUACACAACCAGAUAGUAAAACCUUAAAUGAUGAAAUAGAUUUGGAAUAAAGUUCACUUAGCUUUCAUAGAAA
Xiphophorus hellerii (green swordtail) is the source of this 3284-nucleotide messenger RNA. It is a transcript of the gene dvl3b, whose product is annotated as dishevelled segment polarity protein 3b. The record is from RefSeq and is a predicted model, not a curated record. Gene Ontology annotation, molecular function: frizzled binding. The transcript is spliced from 14 exons. Gene Ontology annotation, cellular component: cytosol. Gene Ontology annotation, biological process: intracellular signal transduction; canonical Wnt signaling pathway. Bases 201 to 2183 code for a protein of 660 amino acids. NCBI's taxonomy places the organism in Eukaryota, Metazoa, Chordata, Actinopteri, Cyprinodontiformes, Poeciliidae.